Messenger RNA from Vicia faba (fava bean), 1467 nucleotides. The record is from the annotation of a GenBank genome assembly. NCBI's taxonomy places the organism in Eukaryota, Viridiplantae, Streptophyta, Magnoliopsida, Fabales, Fabaceae.
AUGAAGAGAGCAUUACGCCGCUAUACCAGAACCUUCCACUUCCACACCUUCAAUUUCCAUCCAUUUCCUCCAGUUUCUACCUUCACCACCACCCACCACCACCACCCCGCCGCAACAACAACAACAACAACAUCUUCAUUCAACACGCACUCAUCUACCACUGACUUCAACAAACACCUAACUUCCCUAACAAUCACCGACCAACACCUGACCGCCAUACACCUUUACAACCAAAUCGAAUUCAACAAAAUCAUCACCCCUUGUAUAAUCACUCUCACAAUCAUAAUAACCUCUUUCUCUCAUCUGGGUCAUGUCUCUUUAUCAUUCUCCCUUUUCGGUAAAAUUCUCAAACGUGGUUAUGUUCUAGAUACUGUAGCAUUAAAUGCACUUCUCAAAGGUUUAUGUUUCAAUGGUCAAGUUUUGAAGGCGUUAGAGUUUCAUGACGAGCUUGUUGAUAAAGGGUUUCAAUUGAAUGAUGUUAGUUACGGGAUUUUGAUUGAUGGCUUGUGUCGAGAAGGAAGAGUUAAUGCAGCUAUUCAUUUGUUGAGAUUGGUUGAGAAAAAUUGUUUUUUUGUCAAGGCUAAUGUUGUUAUGUAUAGUACUGUUAUUGAUUGUUUGUUUAGAAAUGGGUUUGUGAAUGAGGGUUUUGAUUUUUAUUGUAAUGAAAUGUUGGUUAAUGGUGUUUGUCCGAACGAGUUUACGUAUGGAUCAUUGAUACGUGGAUUGUGCGGUGUAGGGAGAGUGAGGGAAGGUUUUGGAUUGUUGGAUGAGAUGGUUAGGGAGGGUUUUUAUGUGAGUGUUUAUAAUUUUACGGUUUUGAUUGAUGGGUUGUGUAAAAAGGGGAUGUUAGUGGAAGCACGAGAGGUGUUUGAUGAAAUGGUUAAGAGAGGUUAUGAGGUGAAUGUUGUUACUUGUACUGCUUUGAUGGGUGGGUAUUGUUCGAAGGGGAAUGUGGAUGAGGCUAGGGAGUUGUUUGGUAAGGUUGUUAAUUGGGGUUUUGCGCUGGAUGUUUGGACUUGUAAUGUUUUGAUUCAUGGGUAUUGUAAGGUUAAGAGAUUGGAUGAUGCUAUGAAGGUUUACAAUGCAAUGCGUCAUGAGGGCUUGGUUCCGAAUGUUGUUACUUAUAAUACUCUGAUUGAUUCCUUUUGUAAAUCAGGUGGAGUUUCGCGGGCUUGGGAGAUUGUUAAGACAAUGCACGAUAGUGGUUUGACGCCUGAUACUGUUACUUAUUGUAUCUUGUUAGAUGCUUUGUGCAAAAGCCAAUGUCUUGACCAAGCAAUUUUGCUGUUUAAUCAACUGGUUGAAAGGGGAUUGGAACCUGAUGUUUGGACUUAUACUAUUUUGAUUAAUGGGUUUUGCAUGAAUCGAAGAAUGGAUCUGGGAGAAUAUCAUGUGCAUGGAAGCUUCUUAAUAAGAUGCAUGAUAAUGGUCCACCCCCGGAUAAUAUCACUUAUAGUAUCAUGUUAG